Messenger RNA from Saxophila tyrrhenica, 723 nucleotides. RefSeq lists its product as uncharacterized. The coding region runs from base 1 to 723 and encodes 240 amino acids. Lineage: Eukaryota; Fungi; Ascomycota; Dothideomycetes; Mycosphaerellales; Extremaceae. The transcript has a single exon. The record is from RefSeq and is a predicted model, not a curated record.
AUGAGAGACACCCCGUUAUCCGAAAACAUCUUCAGCAUGGAGCAGGAGGCAGACAUGGGGCAUUCUUCCGAAAGCGACCUCGCGCCGAACCUCGAGCGUCGAUGUGUGAGACACCCAAUACAACCAGUCGGCUCUCGCACUUCUCUCGACGACCUCCAUGUCGGAGCCGGAUCAUACUGCGCAAUGUACGAAAUUGCUUAUACGCCAGACCACAAAGACUAUCGGGUUCCGGACGGGCACUUCGGGGACUUCAAGGACGUUGACCUCGACUGGCUCGAAGCUCUGGUUAGCAAGCGACUUGGGACGCGGCGUUUUCAGUACCGCAUGACUGGCUACGCAUGGGUUCCUCGUAAGUGCACGGAGGCUUGCGAGUUCCGCAUGAUGCCACCUCCUUCGCUCGUAGAGGAGACCUCCAGCAUGGCAGUAUCGCCACGUUCCACCCGGCCCAACACGCCGUACUCGAUGAUUGUCGGAAUGGGCAGUAGGUCCCCCUCACCACUCACCAUCAUCCGCAACCCGACGUCGCCUUUCUUCUCGGAACUCUUCGCCUUUAUGAAUGGCGGCAUAGCCAAUGGGUCUCAUCAGCCGCCGCUUGGGUCGACAUCGCCAGUCGAGUACCCGCAAGUGCAUGAGUUGGAUGAUGAUGACGAAGACGGCGAAGAACCGGGCCAGGGAGAUGAUGUGGUGCCGGAACAUGAAGGGUCCAUCUUCCCGACAACUUGA